Messenger RNA from Papaver somniferum (opium poppy), 1352 nucleotides. Its product is annotated as peptidyl-prolyl cis-trans isomerase CYP21-4-like. The record is from RefSeq and is a predicted model, not a curated record. Gene Ontology annotation, molecular function: peptidyl-prolyl cis-trans isomerase activity. Lineage: Eukaryota; Viridiplantae; Streptophyta; Magnoliopsida; Ranunculales; Papaveraceae. Gene Ontology annotation, biological process: protein peptidyl-prolyl isomerization. The coding region runs from base 318 to 1019 and encodes 233 amino acids. The transcript has 7 exons.
CGUUUAGUCUCGUGGUGUUCACGCGACUGUGUUUGAAUAUUAUUCUAGUAGACUGAAACUACCGUCUAUUAAUUGCAACAACUAUCAACCCCAUCUGGAUUCUUUCGUUCUUCCUCUGUCAGUUUCAAAAGUUAGAAUACAACAAAGUUAGGGCACCAAUCCGAGAUUCAAUCCAAUUUUCUAGGGUUUCAAUUUUCCUUCUCAUAGAUCACUUAAAUCAUAAGAAUCUUAGACUCCGAAAUUCCGUAAAUAGUUUUCUGAAAUUCUAUUUGUUUUUUUUUUCUCCCUAAGUUUCCACGGUGUAGGAAUUUGUUCUGAUGGCGAAAAUCAAACCUCAAACAUUGUUAUUACAAAGCAAAAAGAAAAAGGGUCCAACCAGGAUCAGUGUUACCACUAUUAUUAUGUGUAAUUUGAUCGUUGUUUUGAUUGUUUUAUCUUUAGUUGCUACUUACAGACAUUGGUCUCAGAGGUCAAGAUCGCAGGCAGAAAACGGCUUAUUGAAUCACGAGGGAGUUGAUGCUUUUUCAAAGGACUUGAAGAAAUAUGAACUUCCAGGUUAUGCUAUUUUAAACACAUCUAAAGGUUUGAUAACGGUGGAGCUUUACAAGGACUCUGCUCCUGAGAUAGUGGACAGAUUCCUUGACCUAUGUCAGAAGGGACACUUUAAAGGAAUGGCUUUUCACCGAGUAAUAAAAAACUAUGUGAUCCAAGGAGGGGAUUCUCAGACACUUGGAUCUGCUGAAGAUUGGACCCUGAGUGGAAAGCACCCCAGUGAACUAAGUUUGAAGCACGAGGCAUUUAUGCUUGGGACUUCAAAGCUUAAACAUGAUAAUAAAGGAUUUGAGCUUUUUAUCACAACGGCGCCAAUCCCAGAUCUUAAUGAAAAGCUUAUUGUAUUCGGACGAGUCGUGAAAGGAGAAGAUGUCGUUCAGGAAAUCGAAGAGGUCGAUACAGAUGAACACUACAGACCAAAAUCCCCCAUAGGGAUUGUCGAUGUAACUCUGAAGCGGGAUCUUUAAUAUUCCUUUUUUUAACCCUGCCUCUUGUGAAAAAGCUCAACAUUGUUUGCUUACCCUGUCAGAGGAAUUGCGUGAAAAGUUUUCAACCUUGUUUUGGGGCAUGCUAUUUUCUGCUUAUCCAAGGAUCUGACAGAAGAGGAGCAUUAGCAAGGGUUUGUUUAUUACUGAAACAGAAAGGAUUGAAGGGGAUCUGGGGUUAUCUCAUACGAUAAACUAUAUUUUGAGCUAAAAUGAGCAUUAAACUCUCCUGUAAUUGUGUUUAUCAUCUAUUGAUCUUCUUAAUCCUUUGGUUUCAUCACUUGGUAUAUUGUGAAUGAAUAACGGGAUUUGCCA